Entrophospora sp. SA101 is the source of this 1410-nucleotide messenger RNA. Lineage: Eukaryota; Fungi; Glomeromycota; Glomeromycetes; Entrophosporales; Entrophosporaceae. The record is from the annotation of a GenBank genome assembly.
AUGUCGUAUCACUUAUUAUCAAAACUUUCUCGUGAUUUGUGUCAACUUCUCGAUACUUGUGCAUAUUAUGAUGUGUUAAUUCGUGUGGGUAAAGGUUCCAGCAUCAGAGAAUUUCCCGCCCACUCGCUUAUAUUAAGAGCCAGAUCUGGCUAUUUUAGAGGAGGCCUAGCUAACAAUAAAGUUAAAAUGGAAUAUGAUAAAAUCAUUUUCAACAAGCCAAGCAUCACGCCAAUUGCUUUUGAAAUCAUUUUAAAUGGUAAAGUAGAUUUUAUGAAUAUUAAUGGAAAGCAAGUACUUGACUUGUUGUUUGCAGCAGAAGAACUUGGAUUAAUGGAAAUAUUGGAGUGUAUUCAAGAUUAUUUGAUUAACAAUCAAACAGCUUGGAUGGAUAAAAAUUUUGUAACAUAUCAUCGAGCAAUUUAUCGAAAUGAUUCGUUUAAAACACUACAGGUCUAUUACACUGAAAAACUUGCCACUAAUCCAGCAGCCAUAUUCCAAACAUUGGAUUUAUUUAAUCCAGAUGUUUUGAAUGCUCUGGAUAAUUCAGGAUGCAUUAGGUUGAAUGAGGUAUUCUGGGGUUACAUUGUUAACUGGUCACGAUUUCAGAUCCCUAAACUUAAUAACGAGGUUACCGGAUGGGCAAAGGAUGAUUGGAUUUCGUUCAAGCAGUCACUUAGUCAGUGUAUACCAUGGAAAAGUAUAGAUAAUAUGGAAUGGGAUGUAUUUCAUGAUUUGAUCAUUCCAUGUGAACCAUUUCUCCCCCCAGAAAGAUUUGACAUAGCAUUAAAUGCUCAAUUGAAAAAAUCCUGUGAUGCCACCGCAGUCAUAAGAUCACCUAUUUCAUUACAAUUCAACGCGACCAUCAUCAAUAUUUGUCAUGCAACCCUGCUCUCCAGUUGGAUUGAUCAACUCAACAAUAAGAUUUAUCGACCCGCCGAGAUACCAUACGAGUUCAAAUUGGUAUUGAAUGGUAAACGAGAUGGAUUCACUCCUGAGGUGUUUCAUCGUAAAUGUAAUAAGAUGUCCAGAACUCUAGUGAUAUUUAAAACUGCCAAUUCAAAGAGUGCGCUGUAUGGUGGAUAUAAUCCGUUGGAUUGGGAAUUUGAUAGGACGACUAAAGAUAGCUUUACAUUUCAUUUUGAUUAUAGGAAAGCCGAAAUUAAUCGAUUGGAUGGAUGUGCGAUUUUAAAUAAACAAGGGUAUGGCCCGUGUUUUGGUAAUGUGGAUUUAUUCGCAUUUCCAGAUGGAAACCGUAGAAUUUUAUGGAGAACCAAUGAUAACGAUGAAGGGCUUCUAGUUGAAGAUUAUGAAGUAUUUCAAGUUGUUGAGAAACUUAAACGGACAAAUUAUGGAUCCUCUCUAAGUCAUAACCCUCGUAAUCAUCAUGUUCAUUCUCACAAAAAAAGAUGA